AGGGAAGUAUGUGAUAGCAUAUCUUGUGACGAUAACCGUCAAAACAUUGUUUGUGGCAACGACUGGAGAAGAUUCUGUUCUGUGUUAGCUUGCAUACACAUAACCUAAUCACAACUGUAAGUGUGACGUCAGAACCAUUCGCAAACGUCCUUAAAAUGUUAUAUCUAUCAAAUUUGACGAUAUUCAACCCACUGGAACAAAUCUGAUUGAAACACAUUCUUCAGAUGAGUGACGCCGAUCUAUAAAAAUAAAUAUCACCUGUGCGCACUAUCGUCAAUGAGUAGUAUUUAUAUCAGUUCUCGUCUCGUAUUGUUUUUAUGAAUCGUGUGACUGAUAUGAGAUAUACGGUAAAAACCACCUAAUUUAUUGCGUAUGUUGAACAUGUAGAAGUUUAUAGGGGGCAAACAUGCAGCGGAGGGAUUGCUAUAUGAUAUCAAAAAGUACUACUUUUGUAUGUUGUAAAUACUUGUAUUUUGCGGAUAUUUUGCUCUGGCAAUCUUUUAUAACCUCGUAGCGUUCACUAGAUAUGCGAGGGGACGAGAGUCCGCGAGCUGUAUAUUAUAUAUGGAAGAUUGUGCUGCCAGUUUCUACUUUACUAUAGUCAACUCAAGGGAAGGAAUGAGGGGGUGAUGUGGAAGAAAUUGACGGGCUAGAUCCUACAAAGAUUGCGAUACGCUAAUGCAUUUACUCGAAACAGUCAGUGAACCUGAUGUCUCAUCUAACAGCUGGCUCACUCAUUUACAUUAAUUUCACGGUAAUUAAGAACAGGACAGAGUAACAUUUUACAAUUAACUGAACAUUAAAAAAAACACCAGAUAAGCUUCUGAUGAAGCGAAUUCUGAAAGAAAAGUUCUAGGUGCCGCAAACUGCAAAGAAUAAAAAAAAAAACAAAUGUGCUUGUUUUGACACUAUAAUAACAUUACUUAGAUUCAACUAAAAACUUUUUUAAAGAUCAGGAGAUAAACCUGUAACCCAAUAACUACAGAAGAAUCUCAAAGUAUGUUGGACAAGGGAAAACUUAAGGAUGGUUUUAUCACCCGCGAGGGUCACAGGACGCAGGUCACUUCCUUGAUCAUCCGGAAAAUGGCGGGUGAUGAGAACCAGGCUUCAGAAAUACGAAUAGCCUUUCGCUAACGUGUAUAUCGAUAAAUAUGGACAGGAUUUUAAAAUCGGAAUUCAGAAAGUGAAAUAUGAUGCAACAAUUUAUGAUCAUAAAUAUCACAUUUGUCAUGUAUACGGAUCGCAACCAAAUUAUCACACCAACCUCGUUCCCAGGGAAUUAUUCAGUCAGCCCACACUUGGGUAGAACGAAUACCUUGGGAUGCGUGUUGCACCAUUCACUGUGGUUGCACCCAUCGUUAUCGUAAUGAAUAGUGAUAGCAUCUAGGAACUUCGAGCAGGCGUACACUGAACAUUUACUCGAAGAAAACAUUUCUGUAAAACUAUUUCACACAGCAGCAUGACAGAUUUUUGUUAAAUUUCGAACAUUUUAGAUUUCAACUGUUUUCAUUGGGAUGUGUUAUAGAUAAACCAAAGCCAAAGAGAAAGAGAACAAAGAGAGUAAUAGCUAGUUUUCAUUAGGGAUGAGGCUAGCUAGGUUCACGAAUUGCCGGCCUCCUUGUGUGAACAAAAAGAUUGUUGAGUCGGUCAAAUUUUUGGUGUGAACACUUUACAAGCGGACUAAUUCGAAUUUCGAACACAGAAUUGCCGAAUUCGUCCUGUCGGAGGUGAUAUAUUCGGCGUGAAAAUCUCUGGGUAGUGUCACAGUGUCACUUGCGUAGCUGUAGCUAGGUGUAAACCUUCCUGGCACUUGAUCCCCUGUAUUUAAAUUUCGAUUUUCAAAGUCCUAAUUAUACUUUCUUAAGAGCAGCAAAUUUACAAAUUUGUCUCCCAUUACAUUUUACAGUUUUAAAACUCCAAAUAUGAUACACAAAAAAUGUAAAAUUGCCAGUGGAUAGUCGUGUCUGAGCUUUUACAUAGAUCGUCGGAGGCACUCGGAAAUGUUAAGUGGACGUUGUCAGGUGAUUUACGUCACGGUCAAUAAACUGUUUGAUAUUGGUUUCCGGGAACAUUACGAACAUAUAGUCAAAGAUAUUUGUAACAAAGCCCAAGAAGAUUCGUUUCAUUAAGAGACAUGAGACUCUACGUUUUGUGAUUUUCAUAACGCGAGCUACAUCGCUUAAAGAGACAAACAGGCAAAUCCAGAUUCUAGACCACUUAAAUGUCUUAAUCCAAACCACUUGCCUAUCAAUCAUUAAAAUACCAGUGUUGACAUUUUGAUAUUGAUCUAGCUUUAUUGAAACAGCCACCGGUGCUGAAUCUACAUAUUUAAAUAACUGAUAAGGGAUAUUUCGGGUUUAAUAUAUAAAUACUGCGCCAUGACAUUUGACACCAAAGGCGAAGGAGACACUGAGGCAUUUGAAGUCACAAUGGUGCCAGAAGAAAAGAAGGGUGGACAGGGGAUUUCAGGAAAGAAAACCCUUAUAUUUGCCAUCGCGGCUAUAAUUGUUCUGAUAAUCAUAAUCGCAGUUUGUCUUGGCGUGAUAUUGAGUUCGGAGAAGUCAAAUAAAGUUUUGCCAGCUCGGCCGAUAUAUCCAAUUAUACUUAUUUCAGCCGAUGGAUUUCGUCCGGAUUAUCUAACACGCGGUCUCACACCAAACAUAAUGAAGUUAGCAAAGAGUGGUGUACGAGCAAAGUUUCUUUUACCACAGUUUCCUACAAAAACGUUUCCCAACCAUUUCACUACCGUGACCGGUCUGUAUCCAGAAUCUCACGGAAUAGUAUUCAACUCGUUUUAUGACCCAGUUCUGAGGAAAAGAUUUUCAAUUCGUUUCUCCAGAAAUCCUGCUUUUUGGAGUGGGGAACCGAUUUGGGUAACAGCAAAUAAAAGCAGUUUAAAAAGCGCUUCCUAUUACUGGGUUGGAUCAGAAGUAGAAGGCAUGCGACCAAAUUACUACUUUAAAUAUAAUCAAACAGUACCAUUUAAUGAUAGAGUUGAACAAGUUUUAAAGUGGUUGCAACUGCCAAUGGAUGAAAGACCAUCUUUUAUCACACUGUAUUUUCAUGAACCUGAUUAUUCUGGUCAUGGGUAUGGACCUGAUUCAUCUAAAGUUGAAGAACAAAUUCAAGUUAUUGACAAUACAAUAGGGUUGUUAAUCAAGGGAUUAGAAAAUAUGAAGAUUUCUGAUUCAGUCGAUAUAAUUCUUCUUUCUGACCAUGGUAUGGCGGCUGUAAACUGUUCUGACACAAUAUUUUUGGACCAGUAUAACGUCUCGGCCAGUGAAUUAUACAUAACCAAUUAUGGCUCUGUUCUUAGUUUUAAUAACAAGAAAAAGUAUGAUCGCGAGAAAGUGUUCAAUAUGAUCAAGUGUCGCAACAACUCUUUUCAGUCCUUUUACAAGACGGACCUUCCAAAAAGAUUGCAUUUCUCGAAGAACAGGCGGAUUGAUGAUGUUUUGGUGUUGGCUGAUCCAGGCGAAAUCAUUUCCGUCGACUCAAGUGAAAAAAACCGAUGCCGUAAUCGUGGUACGCAUGGUUAUGACUAUAUUUUUCCAUACAUGAGACCCAUCUUUAUCGCCAGCGGACCUUCAUUUCUAAAAGGAAAAGUGGUGGAACAUUUUUCAAAUCUUGAAAUAUAUAACUUAUUAGCAAAUCUCCUGCAGAUUAAACCAGCUCCGAAUAACGGGACAAUCGGAAGUUUAAAUCGUUUACUUGUACCAGACGCCAGGGCAGUUGUUCAAAAAUCAAAAGGUGAUGGUAGUGUGCUUCGCACAGACAUUUGUAAAUUUCCGAACGACGAAGUAUUUGAUACGCGUAGCAAGAAUGGACUUUGCGCUUCAUGCACGGUUCCUCAAAAGGAUGUUAAUAAAACGAAUAUGUUUUUCAACAUUCCCGCAAAAGAAGCACGGUUGUAUGAAGAAGAACAUUUACCCUGGGGUUUACCUGACGGCGGUGUUUAUAAAGAUUUAGGAUGUCUUUUGAUUCAACAAUAUUUCAUUAUCGGAUACAGUAUUUAUUUACGUAUCCCACUCUGGACAGCACACAGAAUAAAUGGAACGGAACUUUUACGAAGUGAUGAUACUAAAGAUUGUUACAGAAGCGACGUUCGUCUUUCCGAAGAUGAAACCGCAAGCUGUACAAGUUACAACAACUCAGGUUACGAUCCGGGAAAACUGGUAUCUAGCAGGGAUAUGAAUUUCAACAAUUUUGCAAUGUUAUCCACGUCUACAUUAGCAAAUAUUGCUCCUAUGUAUCCUGUUUUUGAGAAAGGAAUUUGGACGAGACUUGAAAAUAUAAUUCGGGAGUGGGCAAUAAAAUACAGCAUAAUUCACGUGAUUACUGGAACAAUAUUUGAUGUUGACGGAGAUGGCUUAAAAGACAAAGAAAUUUCAAAUAAACGACGAACUCAUACCUCGGCUCAAAAUCCUGCUAUUCCAACACAUUUCUACAAGAUUGUCACUAGAUGUGACACAAAUACGACUGCAGAGUACGACAUAGAAAAAUGUAGUGGUACUCUUCGUGUGAUUUCCUUCAUUCUACAGCACAGGAACGAGUCCUGCCAGUUUCAAUCCUACAACAAAAUAAUACUUCAGAAUGUGGCUCCCGUCAGAGAUAUUGAACUCCUCACUGGUAUAAAUUUCUUCCCCAAACUUCCGGCACAGUUGCAGGUGGAACUGAAGACAUUUAUUCCUGUUGAGCUUUGGGCUUAAGUUUAUCGCCAUGCAGUAUCCA
Molecule: messenger RNA, 4731 nt
Organism: Dendronephthya gigantea
Lineage: Eukaryota; Metazoa; Cnidaria; Anthozoa; Malacalcyonacea; Nephtheidae
Product: venom phosphodiesterase 2-like
Exons: 26
Coding region: 2379-4709 (776 amino acids)
Molecular function (GO): metal ion binding; hydrolase activity; nucleic acid binding
Source: RefSeq, a predicted model, not a curated record